AGCAAUUAAGCAAAGUAUUUCCUUAUGUAAUUUGGAAUUUAAAAUUAAAAUCAGCAGUUGAAAGAAAUAUUAACUCACAACAAAAAAAAAUCAUUUCAGCAUAUUAUUUUUAUCAACUGCAAUUCAAAACUUAUCAAUGAUUUAUGAGGAAUAAAUGUAUUUAAUUUCAGAAUGUUUCAAAUACCGGAUUAUACCAUUAAUGUAUCAUUCAGACUCUGUGAAGUUUUUGAUGAAAUUGGAGUGAAUCCAAGAAUCCUGCAGAAGAGAAGAACAUCUUGGCUACUGAAGGAGUCAAUUCACAUGUUAACAAACCAGCUUGAGGAUGAUAACAGUUCUGUAUAUUACUUUGGAAGUCAAACAGAAAGUACAACUACAAUAGGUCUUGAUUCUGACUGUGAAUGUCUGCUUACUUUUAAUGACUUCAAUGUGAUACAAGACCAGAGAGACAGGGAACAUGGUUAUAAAAAUCUGUUGAUGAUCCAAGAUGAGAAUGUAUCACCUGGCUACUGUUUGUUACAACACCUGGGAGAUGGUGUCCUUCAUCCACAUGAUGAACUAAAUGAAUAUCAUUUCAGAGAUAAAAUGGGAAGGAUGGUUCUAAAAAAUACAGUAUUUACUGGUGCUGCUGGGACCGGGGCAAUACGACAUGGUCGAGCUUAUUCUGAACAUGGAAGACCUGGUAUCUAUAAUACUGAUCUGGUAUAUGCCUUGCCCUGUAGGUCUUGGCCUAUACAAGCCACUAACUGGUUGGGCCCUUACAAGACUAGGCAGUGGCCUUCAGAUGCGAUGCAGAAAUACUGUAGCAGCACUGGAUGUUUUGCUGUUGCUGUUGGAAGCAAUAACAGUGAAAAAGAGGAGUUUGAAUGGAGAAUUUCUACCUCCUUGGCAGAGAGGAGUUUAAUUUUCAGUCUUAACAUUUCACAGAUCCGCUGCUAUAUCUUGAUGAAAAUGAUUCUAAAAACCUUUAUCUGUCCAAAGACGAAUGAUGUAAUUUCAAGUUUUAUGUGUAAAACAGUACUGCUACAUUGUAUUGCGAAUACACAUGCUAAUACCUGGAGGGAGCACAAUUUGCUUUCAUGCCUAACUUUUUGUCUAUCGUCACUGUACUACUGCGUUUUAAAUGAAAACUGUCCACAUUUCAUCAUCCCUGAAAACAACUUAAUGGCUGGAAAACUUUCAGCUGAAAGUAAAUCUUUCAUAGUCAGAGUAUUGCUAGAGUUAGUAAAUAGUAAUGGAAGAGCCAUGCUGCAGAUACACUGUGACAGGCUUGGUUUCAUACUUCAAAAUAAAUUCAGUGUUGUAACUGUAAGUGGAGAGCCGAAAAACUUUUUAUCCAAACAAAUUUCGGGACAGUUAUCAAAAGAAGUUGCUUUGCAUAUCAAUGAUGGUGUUAAGGAUUUACUUUCACAAAUAAAUGGAAGUGAUGAUAUGCAGGCAGUAUCGCAGAUCAUAUCAAAGUAAUUAUUCAAAUCAGUAAGCAUGUAUACUGCAAGUCAAGGGCUACAAAAAAUAGCAUGUAGUCUAAUUGCGCCAUGGCUAUAUACAACACUAGGAUCUGUCCUAGCAUCUUUUGAUAUUUCUUGUCACAACAAUUUAUCAUCUCAAGCUCUAACGCAGCUGUUGUUCGGAUUAAAAUCUGACGCUUCAUCCAGUAAACUGAAACUUGCAUCUAUUUUUUACUGUUUUGGUGAUAUUCAUAGAAUGGACAGGAUUCUGAGAUACACUGAAGCUUGCUAUGAUGUCAAUGUUGUUGAGCCAGUUUGUACCUGCUACUCUGUUAUCAACCAAGCUCGGAAAAAAACAUUUAACACUUUAUCUUUUCAUCAAAAUCACAAAGUAAUAAAUCACAUGACUGCAUCUUGUGUGAAAUUUCUACCAUUUGAAAUAAACUGUUGUCCAAACGAACUCCGGCAUGAAAUGUUUAGAUGUACAGCAGAAGACAAAUUAGACAGAGGUUAUCAUGACUACUGGAUGGAUUGGGCUGUGGUGGAUUCUCUACCUUACCUCUACUUCCUAAAAUACAAGGCCUAUGAUCAUCUCAGAAAACACGAAGACAAACAAACAGCCCUUUCUAACCUAGUUAAGACCAUUGAUAAGGAACCAAACCUUAGACACAGAGAAACAGCACUAAACCUACUUGGACAGUGUAUGGAACAAGAGAACAGAAUGACAGAUGCUCUAUGUUGCUAUACAUCAUCUUUACAGAUAAAAAGCAGAAACAAUGCUGCCAGAUUGCACAUCAGCAGACUUGUGAACACGAUGAUAUAUGAUUCUUAAGUAAUAUUUAUUCACUGACAUAGCUAUGCUGAAGCAGGAGUCUCGGUGUGUUUACAAGCUUUACAGGAAACAUGCCCCAGAUUCUCUGCUUCAGUGUGUUUCGACUUCUGUCUAUGUCCCUGCAAAAAGAGGCUACAACAGUUCAAAUUGUGUGAUGAAAAUCCAUUUACAGAUUCUGGAAGAAUCUCAUUUAAAAACUGAUUAUAUGUCUAUAAUUCAAGCUCAAUGUUUGUUCAGAGAAGCAAAUCACUUAAAAGUAAAUUGAGAAAAGCUCAUGCAGGGAUGCUGCAGCUCAAGUUUUGUGAAAUUCUGGUUAGCAGUUCCAAAUUUAAAGACAAAACCCAAAGUUAUCCACUAAAUUGCAUUUAGAAAAUCAGGGAAAGCAGUGUUGUUCUGUCAAUGUGUUAUCAGGAAAAACAGUGUCAUUCUGUCAAUGUGUUAUCAGGAAAAACAGUGUUAUUCUGUCAAUGUGUUAUCAGGCAAAACAGUGUCAUUCUGUCAAUGUGUUAUCAGGAAAAGCAGUGUCAUUCUGUCAAUGUGUUAUCAGGGAAAACAGUGCAAUUCUGCCAAUGUGUUAUCAGGGAAAACAGUGUCAUUCAGUCAAUGUGUUAUCAGGGAAAACAGUGCAAUUCUGUCACUGUGUUAUCAGAAAUAUGUCAUUGUUUUUCAACUUUACUUUGAAGAAUGCUAAGUUAUGUUUACAUUAUUUUUUCUAUGUUAGCUGUUUAAAAUACUUUUCCUCUUACAUUAAUUUUAUAAUACAACAUGAUGAUCUCCCAGAAACAUACUGUGUUUGGUUCUAUCAGUGAAGAUACUGUAUUUACAGUUUCAGUUAUUUUAACUUUUAUUACUACAGAUAUCAAUGUUUUUUUCCAAUGGUAUGAGCAGCUUAUAUUUCAUUGCAAUAAAUUUCACUGCUCUAAAAAAACCUACCAACAUUGAUUUAUCUGAAAAUGAACUCCACUUUCAGCCAAAAAGUUCUGUUAAAUUCAACACUUAUGAUAGGUAACACUAAUAAAAUAAUUUGUUUUAACUCCAGUAUAGUCAUUUUUCUUCAGCCUUAAAUUUCAAAAUUUUAUUACCAGUUCCAUGUUUUAAUGUCAAACUAUUAAAAAAUGGUUCAGUAUAAA
Molecule: messenger RNA, 3407 nt
Organism: Mercenaria mercenaria
Lineage: Eukaryota; Metazoa; Mollusca; Bivalvia; Venerida; Veneridae
Exons: 1
Coding region: 172-1461 (429 amino acids)
Source: RefSeq, a predicted model, not a curated record